Molecule: messenger RNA, 3444 nt
Organism: Aspergillus pseudotamarii
Lineage: Eukaryota; Fungi; Ascomycota; Eurotiomycetes; Eurotiales; Aspergillaceae
Product: kinesin family protein
Exons: 2
Coding region: 309-3341 (1010 amino acids)
Biological process (GO): microtubule-based movement
Molecular function (GO): microtubule binding; microtubule motor activity; ATP binding
Source: RefSeq, a predicted model, not a curated record
ACACAACAAGCCCCCGUGUCAACAGUCCCUCCAGUGGCUUGAAGCUCACACUAGCACCUCAGCGUAACUCAACAGGGGAAAUUCUGGGGCUGUCGGGAAAUAGGUCCACAGUCAACAUUCUUCGUCGAUGAGCUCCGUUCUUCAAUUUCUUAUCUCUUCGUCGCCUCAUCCUUGUUUCGACACGCCGUCGGUGUAGGGCGUCGCUGGAUAUUUCGACAACUGCCCUCCCCGCGCCGAUAAUCUCGACCUGAGACUCACUUUCCGCUUGGAGGGAGGUAACACCACUUUCAUAUUCGAUAAACAACAAUAUGGCGAUUCCAAGUGACGCUUCGUCUAUCACCGUUGCAGUUAGAGUGAGGCCUUUCACGAUCAGGGAGGCGGCACAGAUCUCUAAAUGUGAAGAUGGCCCUCUCUUUCUUGGAGAUGGCUCUUUGGCUGGAGCGCCAACACCAAAACUCAACCAGAAGGGUAUUCGAUCAAUUAUCAAGGUUAUCGAUGAUAGGUGCUUAGUCUUCGACCCUCCGGAAGACAGCCCGGUACAGAAGUUCUCGAAAAGUGUUGUCCCCAACGGCAAACGCGUUAAAGACCAGACAUUCGCCUUCGACCGUAUCUUUGACCAGAAUGCCUCCCAAGGAGAGGUGUAUGAAGCGACAACACGCACGCUCCUUGACAGUGUUCUUGAUGGAUACAACGCCACAGUCUUCGCAUAUGGUGCGACCGGAUGUGGAAAGACCCAUACAAUUACUGGAACGGCCCAGCAGCCUGGUAUAAUCUUCAUGACUAUGCAAGAGUUGUUUGAACGUAUCGACGAAAGAUCGGGAGAGAAGGCGACAGAAAUUUCUCUCUCGUACCUGGAAAUCUACAACGAAACCAUCCGUGACCUCCUUGUCCCUGGUGGUAGCAAAGGAGGCUUAAUGCUGCGGGAAGACUCGAAUAAAUCGGUUUCAGUAUCUGGGCUGUCAAGCCACCACCCCCAAAGUGUGCAGCAGGUGAUGGAUAUGAUCAUGAAGGGUAACGAAUGUCGCACGAUGUCCCCGACAGAGGCCAACGCCACCUCUUCACGGUCACAUGCAGUUCUCCAAAUCAAUGUUGCCCAAAAGGAUCGCAACGCUGAUGUCAAUGAACCUCACACAAUGGCAACACUGAGCAUAAUUGAUCUUGCUGGUAGUGAGCGUGCAAGUGCCACGAAGAACAGAGGCGAGAGGUUGUUCGAAGGUGCGAAUAUUAACAAAUCGCUCCUCGCGUUGGGUAGCUGCAUCAAUGCCCUCUGUGACCCUCGGAAACGAAACCAUGUUCCAUACAGAAAUUCGAAGCUCACUCGGCUCUUAAAGUUCUCUUUGGGUGGCAACUGCAAAACAGUGAUGAUUGUCUGUGUUAGUCCCUCCAGCCAGCAUUUCGACGAGACCCAAAACACACUGCGUUAUGCCAACAGAGCGAAGAAUAUCCAAACCAAAGUUACGAGGAAUGUAUUCAACGUCAAUCGUCACGUUAAAGACUUCCUGGUGAAGAUCGAUGAACAAAUGAAUCUGAUUAACGAACUUAAAGCUCAACAGAAAGACUACGAGAGAAUCGCUUUCGCGAAAUUUAAGAAGCAGACGGAAAAGAAAGACGCAGUGGUUCGCGAAGGAAUCUCUCGUAUCCGGAAUGCUUAUGAACACUCAUUGCCCGAGAGGCAGGAAAGGACCGCCCACAUGAUUAAAUCAAGACAGGUUAGCCGCAGGAUCGGUAUGCUGUCUUCGUGGAUUGCUGCUUUCGACAGUGUAUGCGCAAAUUCCGAGAAUGAGGAGCCCUUAGCGAAUCUCCAAGCUAUUCGCAGAACGGCACAAGGUGUUCUCCUUGAGUUGGAGAGUAGUAGGCAGCACUACCACCAACGCCUGGCUAGGAGCACUUGGGACAGAGGUAUCAACUCGGCCGUUGAGCACGCCGUUCGUCAACUCCAAGACUUUGGAAUCAACGAUAACAGUGACCUUGCCAACCUUCAUCGCGAAGCAGAGCUCCUGAAAUCAAACGCAGAGCGUGAUGCUUUUUCGGCGGUAGCAGAACAAGAGAAGGCAGGGGAAGCGGAAACUGUACAGCUGCUGCUUCAGGCUCAAUUCGAGGCCAUAUCUGCAAUUGAGGGUAUUAUGAAAAUGAGUGAAGACGAAGCUGUUGAGGCGGGCAAGAGUGUUCUUUCCAAGAUGCUCGACUCGUGCUCUACUGUAACAUCAAGUCUUGUAAAACUAGAUGGCAGCUUGCCGUCAGCUCAGACAUUCAGCCCUUCUAAGGCCAUGUCGCCUAAGCCAAAGAAGAGAGUGAGUCUUGCAGCACUCCCUGCUGGCAAGACUCUCGCUGCACCUAUAAGCUUGGCACCGACAGCACCUGCCUCGCCCGGCAAGGGGUCGCCCCGACGCCGUAGGUUGGGUGCUGGCCGGAAGAGCGUCACAUUCUCACCCAAGAAGUCUCAGGCCAAGUCAACGAAACGAAGCGUACGUUGGAAGGAUGACGAGCAAGACGGUUCUUUGGCCGAGUUUCAGAAGACGCCGCAAAAGCCGCGGGCGCAACUUUUCCCCGAAGGACCCCAAGGCAGUCCAUAUGAGCCUCCAUUGCCUAGAACGUCACCCGUCCCGCGUGGCAUUCCAGUGCCCAGUCGGAAUAUCAGUCCUUCGUAUGGUUCUUCACCAGUACCUGCCCCGCCGGAGCCAACAUUGCAUGUCCCAAAGAACAACCGAUUCAAAGCCGGCUUCCUCUCCAAGAAAACUAGCGGCUCACCAAUUGCGCCUCCUCCUUCGACCUCGCUUCCUGCCUCAGACGGUGAACAUUCUCCCCUCCGCAACAUCGAGAACAGCAGCUUUCUGAACCGCGCAUCGGUUGACCGUCCCUCUAGGAUCGCGGUUCGUACUUCGAGUGGAAGCUACACCAACAGUCCCGCAUCGGACAAUAAGGAAAGCUGGAAGGCAAACAAAGACGACGCCAUCCGGAUCAAUUCGGCGAUGAGGCGCAUUUCCGGUGGAUAUUUUGGCGCUGGUGCUUCUGCCAAUUCUCUUCGGGUUCACCGUCGCCGGAGUCCGGGGUCUGCAGCCUAUGGCAGCUCUCCACCUGAAAACACUAUGUUCACCGCGCAGGCAAGGAGAAUGGCCAAGGGUGAGAAGGAGCACGAGGCCAAACCGGGCGUUUUGGGACCCCGAACUCUUCCCAUAAUGAAGAAUACAGGACGACGGACCACUUUUGGAGGGGAAGUCCGGCCCCGAGACAUUAGUCUCACCAGCAGGGACGCUAUUCGACUCAGCGCUAUGGCAACCCCCAAUCUCCAAAGGCCCUCGGAGAGCCUCCUCUAUUCAAACUCUGGAGCAGGAUUGAGGUGAAUUUAAUUGCUGAUUCAGGGCUGUUUACAUUACAUUCGGGUUGGGGGGUGUGUUUUACCAAUACUUGGGAACGGUGUUUCGGAGAAUAGAUACCAUUUGCUUU